UGAAUCCCUUUCUCUCUCCUCUCUCUCUCUCUCUCUCUCCAUUUUCUUGUAUUUGCUUCCGAAACCCUAACCCAAUUUCUGUGGUUUACGCUCCAAAUUCAAGAGUUUUUUUGGGUUUUCAGAUGAACUGCGAGUAGCGCUGACAUGGACGGUCCGAUUCGCCCGCCAGAAAAUGAGUAGCGAUUUGGAAGAACAGAGCGGGGGCCGGUUCCAGUCAGUGCAGCCACUUCGGGACCUUGAGUCCAACUGGGCUGUUGAUCUCGCCAAGAACCUUGAAGAGUAUCUGUUGAAAAUUUGCUCCGGCGAGAUUGCCGGCGAGGACCACGCCCACUUCCCUGUGAACUUCGCUGAGGCUGCCCUGCUCCUUCAGGGUUCGAUUCAGGUGUAUAGUCGGAAGGUUGAAUAUCUUUACUCGCUGGUUCUACAUGCCUUGGAAUUCAUCUCUAAUAAAAGGCAACAAGACCAAUCAGGGGGUCCAUCAGUCCAACCAGAAGAAAGAGUUCCUUGUGCAGUACCUGAGGAAGAAAAUGAUGACUUUUGGGGUUAUGACAACAUUCCAGUUGAAGCUAAGAACUCCUUGGAUGGUGCAUUGUGCAAAGAUGCUCAACUAAAUCAUUUUGUGAAGCCUCCUGCGAACCUAGUUGUGCUUGAAGGCGAUUGCUUAGAUACUAGUGGUGAUGGCAGUGAACUGGAGUCUUACCUGCUGUCAACCAGUGAUAUUUAUCGGGAUUUUAUUCUAUUAGACCCAUGUGAUGCAGUAGCAGUUGAUAAUUACUUUAAGGAUAAUAGAGCUGGUAAAGGGCAGAAUGGUACCUAUAGAGGUGGCUCUCUAAUUUCUAAAUCUCGCAAGAGCUUUCAGUCUCCCAAUAAUCGAUCAGUGGGAACUGGCUGCAAAUCAUCAGCAGGAAAGAAUCAGGAUGCUAAUCUCAAUUCUGCUUCAAGUGACCAUGGCUUUGAAUUUAGUGGCGGUAAUGCCAUGCCUGAUCCUCCUGACUGGGAUAUUCCCAAAAACAACAUGCAUGGAUCAGAACUGGAUGAUAGAUACUCGGAAUCUUGGGACUUGGAUGAUUCAGAUGGUGAAGAUGAUCCAUGGAAGCCUUUGAAUCCACAUGAACCAGGGAGUUUAAGAGUAAAACCCUUUAAGAAAGUGAAAUCUAUCAGAAGGCAAGGGAUCAGUUCCACUAAACGAGUCCCUAUAACUAAGGAUUUCCCUCUUGCUAGAAUGCAUGGCACCAUUAGUUUAGAGCUCGCCAAAGCAUGGGAAGCAAGCCAUUGUGCCUCAGAGAGGCAAGAAUCUGAAUCACCUCCAUUAUAUGAGAAGCUGAGACAUUCACUCAUUCAUGGCAACCACAAAAGCUGUGAUGCAUUUUUUAAUCCCAAGGACAAUAAUGAAGACAAUGAAUAUGAUGAUGGAGGCCCUGAUUUUGACAUGCCCGAGGGUAAAUGCGAGUAUGAAGAAGUACCUUCACAACCUGAAAAGCAUGAUGAAGGUGAUGUUUGCUUUCAUAUGAACAAUAUUUAUGGACAUGAUGAUCCAAGUUCUCAGGCUAGCCUAGAAGAUCUUUGCCGAUCUCACCUGGAUGCUCUCCUAGCUAGCAUUGCUGAAAAUGAGAAACAGACUGAAUUAGCUGCUCGUGUCUCAACUUGGAAACAGAGAAUUGAAAAGGACUUGGAAGAGGAAGAUUCACGCCCACCAUUUGAUAUUCAUGAAUACGGGGAAGGGAUUUUGGAGAAGCUAUCCCUGGAUGCAGAGAGGAGUAUCAUGUCAUUUGCAGAUGUUGUUAUGGGCCAUGAGAAAGAAGAUGUUGCUCGAACUUUCUCUGCUCUUCUGCAACUGGUUAACAAUGGAAAUGUUAAUCUGGAGAGGGGUCACACGGGCAGUGAGCCGGUCUGUUACACUGCCGUCAAUCCAUUCUAUGUGCGGCUUCUCAGCCAUGAUAAGAGACCAGGAGGAGGUCAUUUCCAGGCAUCAAAGAAGAGAGCCAAAUCACCUAUGAGGAAGGACAAGUCAGGGAAGGAGAAUAAACCCGCUGUCAGCUUGUCACAUCCAGGAUCUGCCUCGACAUCCAUGGCAUCGCAGUUGAACUGCAAGUUCUCGGUAAAACUAGGAAAGGUCGGCAAUGUUAGGUGCACCCCCGAAGGUAAGCGAAGGCGAAGGUCCCGGCUGGUUGAACCAGUCGACUGACAGAUUCUGCAGGGCGAGUCGAAACUAGUUUGCAAGCGAAGUAAGCUGAUUGUCGUCAUCGGAUCAGCGUUAGGAAAUUCAACACACCCAGUUGAACGACAUCCAAGACAAUGUGUAAGCAGGAAGCAGCAUACCAUUGCAACAAGUCUAGCUAGAUUGCCAACUAACAAAUAAUUAGUUGUGAAUUGUUGUUGUCUAAUGUAAUAUUUUGGGGGCUCCUUAAAUCAUUAUAACUCUUAAGAGGCUGCUGCUUGUAGUAUUAACAGUAUAUAUCAUCUGGUGAAUUUAAAGCUCUCUCUGCUUCAUUUGCUGCCCCCUGUGAAGCAAGGAGUAAAUUACUAGCUGCACAACUUUCUAUUUUUGUAUCUUAGUUUGAAUCCUAUUGAAUUUUGAUUCAUCAAAAUGUCA
Messenger RNA from Diospyros lotus (date-plum), 2593 nucleotides. Its product is annotated as condensin-2 complex subunit H2. Gene Ontology annotation, molecular function: chromatin binding. NCBI's taxonomy places the organism in Eukaryota, Viridiplantae, Streptophyta, Magnoliopsida, Ericales, Ebenaceae. Gene Ontology annotation, cellular component: nucleus; condensin complex. Gene Ontology annotation, biological process: meiotic chromosome condensation; mitotic sister chromatid separation. The transcript is spliced from 11 exons. The record is from RefSeq and is a predicted model, not a curated record. The coding region runs from base 173 to 2185 and encodes 670 amino acids.